Ornithorhynchus anatinus (platypus) is the source of this 2810-nucleotide messenger RNA. It is a transcript of the gene TCF7L1, whose product is annotated as transcription factor 7 like 1. NCBI's taxonomy places the organism in Eukaryota, Metazoa, Chordata, Mammalia, Monotremata, Ornithorhynchidae. Gene Ontology annotation, biological process: regulation of transcription by RNA polymerase II; canonical Wnt signaling pathway. Bases 1 to 1890 code for a protein of 629 amino acids. Gene Ontology annotation, molecular function: DNA-binding transcription factor activity, RNA polymerase II-specific; RNA polymerase II cis-regulatory region sequence-specific DNA binding. The transcript has 12 exons. Gene Ontology annotation, cellular component: beta-catenin-TCF complex. The record is from RefSeq and is a predicted model, not a curated record.
AUGCCCCAGCUCGGGGGCGGCGGCGGGGGCGGCGGCGGGGGCGGCGGCGGGGGCGGCGAGGACCUGGGCGCCAACGACGAGCUCAUCGCCUUCCAGGACGAGGGCGGAGAGGAGCCGGAGCCCAGCGGCGGGGCCGCCUCCUCCCGCACCGACCUCGACGAGGUCAAGUCCUCGCUGGUCAACGAGUCCGAGAACCGCGGCCGCCUCCAGCGGGACGGGGGAGAAAGAGGAGCGGGAGGAGGGCGGCGUGGAGGAGGAGCGGCGGCGGCGGCGGCGGCAGGACCAGACGGCCCCGACUCCGACUCCGACUCCGAGGCGGAGCGUGUCCCGCAGCAGCGGCCCCGGGACCCCUUCCAGAAGCCCCGGGACUAUCAGCUCAGCGAAGCCAGGCGGCCGCAGGACGGAGGACCACCCGGAGGCGGCGGCGGCGGCGGCUUCUUCAAGGGCCCCCCGUACCCGGGCUACCCGUUCCUCAUGAUCCCGGACCUCGGCAGCCCCUACCUGCCCAGCGGAGCCCUGUCCCCCGGGGGGGCGAGGACGUACCUCCAGAUGAAGUGGCCUCUCCUCGACGUCCCAUCCAGCGCCACGGUGAAGGACACGAGGUCGCCAUCUCCAGCCCACUUGUCCAACAAGUUGCCGGUGGUACAGCACCCUCACCAUAUGCACCCGCUGACGCCCCUCAUCACCUACAGCAACGACCACUUCACCCCCGGCUCUCCCCCCUCCCACCUCUCCCCUGAGAUCGAUCCAAAGACAGGAAUUCCUCGGCCACCUCAUCCGUCCGAGCUUUCACCGUAUUAUCCGCUGUCUCCCGGAGCUGUUAGUCAAAUCCCUCAUCCAUUGGGCUGGCUCGUUCCGCAGCAGGGACAACCGAUGUACUCCAUCCCUCCCGGAGGCUUCCGACACCCGUACCCCGCCCUCGCCAUGAACGCUUCUAUGUCCAGUUUGGUUUCAAGUCGGUUCUCCCCUCACAUGGUGGCACCUCCUCACCACGGCCUACACACGUCCGGGAUCCCCCACCCAGCCAUCGUCUCCCCCAUCGUCAAACAGGAGCCCGCACCCCAGACCAUGAGCUCAGCCGUGAGCGCGAAAUCCCCCGUGACCGUAAAGAAGGAGGAAGAGAAGAAGCCCCACGUGAAGAAGCCUCUCAAUGCGUUCAUGUUAUACAUGAAGGAGAUGAGGGCCAAGGUGGUUGCUGAGUGCACGCUGAAGGAGAGCGCAGCUAUCAACCAAAUCCUGGGCAGAAGGUGGCACUCUCUUUCGCGGGAAGAGCAAGCCAAGUACUACGAGCUGGCCCGGAAGGAGAGGCAGCUUCACUCUCAGCUCUACCCCACCUGGUCGGCGCGGGAUAACUACGGGAAGAAGAAGAAGAGAAAGAGAGAAAAGCAGCCACAACCACAGCAGCAAGUCCAGGAGGCAGAGAGCCCUCUGACGGCCAAGAGCAAAAAGGCGUGCCUGCAGUACCUACCGCCCGAGAAGCCCUGCGACAGCCCCGCCUCUUCCCACGGCAGCAUGCUGGACUCGCCCGCCACCCCCUCGGCCGCCCUGGCCUCGCCCGCCGCCCCCGCGCCCACCCACUCGGAGCAAGCGCAGCCCCUCUCCCUGACCACCAAGCCCGAGGCCCGGGCCCAGCUGGCCCUCCACUCUGCCGCCUUCCUGUCAGCCAAGGCUGCGGCCGCCGCCUCCUCCUCCUCCUCUUCCUCCUCCUCCUCCUCCUCUAGCCAGAUGAGCAGCCAACCCCCCCUCCUCUCCAGACCCCUCCCGCUCAAUUCCAUGCCCACCGCUCUAUUGACUUCUCCCCCGUCCUUUCAGGCCGCCCUCCACGCCCACCAGGCUCUCCCCGUACUACAGGCCCAACCUCUGUCCUUGGUUACCAAAUCCGCCCACUAAGCCCGCACCCACCCGCCUCUCCCUGCCGUAAAGUGGCUCCAUCCAAUAGCGAUUCAGAAAAAUGAAACUUUAUUGGUCAAUAUUUGACCUCUCUGGACUGUUCCGUCAAGCGCCGACAACGGCGCUUGACGUUUGUAGAUGUUCCCGGUAGCUGAUCUCAAGAGCUUUUUUUUUUUAAAAAAAAAAAAAGGAAAAAAAGAAAAAGAGCCGUCGGUUAGUCGGUCCUGUCUGUGCUGUGGUGGUGACUCGUGCAGAAGACGCCUGUCUUUCUCUCUUUUUCGGUCUCCCGUUCCCGCCCUCCCGCUCCACGAUCCGAGCUCUCGUAAGCCUCGACUUCCUUUACGUGGUCUCCCGUCCCUCAUCUCUGAUCACGAGGCGAUUUUCUUUUUUUCCCUCUUCAGUUCUCAGCAUUCCCGGUGCCUCCUUCUCUCCCCCUCUGCCCUCUGCCCUAUACACAACUGUUCAUCUUCCAGAAAAACCCAAACCUUUACCUCCUCGACCCCCACCGGCGACAUUUCGUCCCCGACGGAUCCCUCCUCUUCCCCACCCUCGACAGGGCCCAUCCCUCCCGCCGGCUUUUGGGUGGGGCCCCGACCUCCGGAGAGAGUCCAGUCCUCAGCCACAUCUCCUGCAGAAGAGUCCGGAUUCCUUUGCCCCGAGUUGCUGGUCCAGACCCUCAUCCUAACCUCCCCUCCCACCCCCGCCCCCCAACGAUGGAGGCAGAUCCUAGGACACGAUGGGAGUCUAGCACCCGGCCCCUCACGGCCGGGUUCGUGCCUGCACAGUCUGCCGUAAUGCCAAACCCACUCCCUUCACGUGCUUAUUUUGUGUGUAUUUCUGUUUUGUUUAAUGUCUUCGAGGGGAAUUUUAACUCCAGUUGUCUCUUUUCACAAAAGAAAAUAAAACUGCAGCUGCAAAGG